AUGGGGAGGGAAGGACAGGCAGCAUCCCCCUUCGCAGCAAGCCCUGUCCCCCGUCACCGCCUGCUCGGCCUCUCCCCAGGGCCCAGCGGCGUGAACCAGGGGGGUCUCUUUGUGAACGGCCGCCCCCUCCCUCCCUGCAAGAGGAAGAGGAUCAUCGAGCUGGCGGCAUGCGGCGUCCGGACCUCGGACAUCUCCCGCAGCCUCAAGGUGUCCAACGGCUGCGUCAGCAAAAUCCUGGGCCACUAUUACCGGACGGGGGCCACGGAGCCCAAGGCCAUGGGGGGCAGCAAGCCCCGCAUGGCCACCCCCGAGGUGGUGGCCAGGAUCGCCCAGCUGAAGCUGGAGCAGCCCUCCCUCUUCGCCUGGGAGAUCCGCCGGCAGCUGCAUGCCGAGGGCGUCUGCGCCAGCGACAGGACCCCCAGCGUCUCCUCCAUCAACCGGGUGCUGAGGAACCUGCCCAGCGACCUGCGGCUGGCGGCCCGGCGGGGAUUUGCGGGGGACGCGCUGCCGGGGCACCCUCCCCGGGGCUCCGCGUCCGGCCGGCGGGUCCCGCUCAGCACCCAGCACAGGAACAGGACGGUCUUCUCCAGCCGGCAGUCGGAGGCCCUGGAGAAAGAGUUUCAGAGGGGACAGUACCCGGACACCGUCACCCGGGAGAGACUGGCUGCGGCCACCCAACUCCCCGACACAACCAUCAGGGUCUGGUUCUCAAACCGAAGGGCGAGGUGGAGGCGCGAGGCCAAGCAGAAGCUGGAGGCCGGCGGUGCAGGCUCCUGGUGUGACUGGAUGCUGGCCAGUGGGGCGGCUGUGGCUGCUUUCUGCCCCCUCUCCACAACAGCCACCGGCCCCGCACAGCACCUCCCAACCUCCCCGCUGGCUCGCCACAGCCUCUCCACGGCCACGGCCACGGCGUCACCGCCUACCCCGGCCCCCGGCCCCGCUGCACCUCUGCGCCUCCGGCCCCUGCUCCUGGGAUGA
Molecule: messenger RNA, 978 nt
Organism: Tyto alba (common barn owl)
Lineage: Eukaryota; Metazoa; Chordata; Aves; Strigiformes; Tytonidae
Product: paired box protein Pax-4-like
Exons: 8
Coding region: 1-978 (325 amino acids)
Biological process (GO): regulation of transcription by RNA polymerase II; anatomical structure development
Molecular function (GO): DNA-binding transcription factor activity, RNA polymerase II-specific; RNA polymerase II cis-regulatory region sequence-specific DNA binding
Source: RefSeq, a predicted model, not a curated record